UAAAAAUAAUUACACGUGUAACAAUAUGGAAUCUAAUACCACAGCAGCCAUUAAUAUGUCAAUGACGCAAAAUCCAACUAAAUUUCUGGAAAAUGGUACAAUGCUUGGUGCACUGACGAACUGCAGCAAUAGCAUGCCAAAUGUUAAGGUUGCCGAAAAGCAAAUGGUGAUACCGGAAAUAGUGAUCAGUGCAAGCUACAGCACUAAUAGUCUGAAUCAGAGUCAAUAUAUGAUUAAUACCGUGGAAAGUAAUGAAGAAAUCGCUGUAGAGAGUACAGCACUCUUAGCUGCGGCACAAUCUGAUGUAGAGGCAUUACCGUCCGAUGAAUUCGAACAAUUCGUACUUAAUCGCACCACAUCAGACAGUAAUAUAUUGGACUCCAGCAUAUACAGUGAAUUACAGUUCUCACCCUCAAAUGACGGCAAUUCAAGCGGUAGUGGCGGGCCCACUGCACAACUGCCGACAACUCAAUCAAGCACAGCUUCAUCUCACGCUGUUGAUUUACUUAAUACCAGCACGUGUUCACGCGACUCGCGCCAAGCGAAACGCACACGACGCAAACAUAAAUCUAAGUCAAAAUGUGGUACCACGCCACCACAACGCGCAACACCUGUAAUGGGUACUUCGUAUCCACCACAAUACACAGCCAUUUUUUUGGAUCCGCAUCACCAUAGCGGCACUGCCAAUGCAAUAGGACAAAUUGCAAAUGCGGCAGCGCCAUCAGCAUUUAUAAAUGGACCUGUUACUGAUGCAGCAUAUCUGCAACAACAAUUUCAGUAUUUUCAGCAGAGACCAAUGAUGACCUCGCUAAAUCAACAUCACAGAUCCUUGCUGGACCCUACGGCCUCUCAUAGUGGCAUACAUGCCGCAAAUGACAGCAAUUCCUCCCAAAAUGCCAGCAGCACUAUUACCACGAGCACUUCCGCAGUCAAUCCAGCGACGAGAUUAAAUAUGCGCAAAUGGUUUUCACGUCCCUCACUACCGUUCGUCAUAGGCAUCUUGGCUUUGGGCGGCGUCGCUUGUACUUUGGGUGGCAUUGUAUUAGGUUCUACAGGACUAAUUGAACACUCUACACAAUAUUUGAGUGCUGCGCUGCUGAUGAUUGGCAUUGGCGUCUCAUUGCUUGUGAUAUCUGGUGCAAUUUGGCGUUUAAGCUUACCUGAUGACACUGACGAUUGCCCGUGCUAUCGGCAUAUGGAAACAUGUCGCAACUGUAAUAGUCCAUACUGUAAUAAUCGUUUACUGCCUGGUAGCUACUUGUAUCCUGAGUUUCAACAUCGCCCACCGCCGCCUUCCUACUUGACUUCAUUAAAUGAAUGUGCUGCUAUGAGUCUGCUAUUCCAUCCAGCAACUCAACAAGCCGCAUAUAAUACUUUACGUAUGAACACACCACCGCCACUGUACCGAUCCACUAAUUCAUUAGCCGUUUUCAUGCCCAACGGAAAUAGUAAUAACGGCCAGCCGAACAACAGUAUAUCAACUGGAAAUGCCAUCAAUCCUACAACAAUUCCAGUCCUACCUAACGCUGGUAGUAUUCUGCAGGAUCACAAUGCGCUAACCAUGAGUGUCGUCAUGGAGAAUCUGCAAGCACAGACGCAAGCUGUGACUAAAGAAUUCAACUACUUAGAACUGGAUUAGAAUAAUAAGCAUUGAGGAAUAACCAUCAAGAAGUUGUAUGAUAUAGUGUAGAAGAGAGUAAGAAUAUAGGAGAAAAUAUUGAGGAGAGAAAAAAUUUAGUAUAGAAGAGGAGAGAGAAAACUAAGAAUAUAUAUGUUAUGCAUGAAGAGAGAGGAAGGCACGAUAUAAUUCUCACCCACCAAAGUGGGAUAAAUGUCAAAUAUAUAUUUUUAAUAUUCAUUGUUAGG
Teleopsis dalmanni is the source of this 1866-nucleotide messenger RNA. RefSeq lists its product as uncharacterized. The record is from RefSeq and is a predicted model, not a curated record. The coding region runs from base 26 to 1639 and encodes 537 amino acids. NCBI's taxonomy places the organism in Eukaryota, Metazoa, Arthropoda, Insecta, Diptera, Diopsidae. The transcript is spliced from 3 exons.